Molecule: messenger RNA, 756 nt
Organism: Danio rerio (zebrafish)
Lineage: Eukaryota; Metazoa; Chordata; Actinopteri; Cypriniformes; Danionidae
Product: zgc:153704
Molecular function (GO): small molecule binding
Source: RefSeq, marked validated
AGUUUUCUCUCCGCUGCUGCUGAUGAUGAAGAUGAUGAUGAUGGUGAACGGUGUGUUUGCUCUGCUCUUCGUCCUGCUCUCUGCUCUCUCCGUCAGCGCGGAGGUUCUGCCGCCCGCAGACUUCGACAUCAAGGGGAUGACAGGGAAAUGGCACCUGAUCGGGUUUGCGACCAACGCUGAGUGGUUCGUCAGCCGUAAGGCCAACAUGAAGAUGGGCAUCGCCAUGGUGACGCCAACUGAGGAAGGAGACCUGGACAUGGCAUACUCCAGUCUCAAUCCUGAUGGCACAUGCUGGAGAAUGAACUAUCUGGCUCAGAAGACCGAUAUUCCUGGAAAAUUCAGCUUCCACACUGAACGCUCUGGAACUGACAAUGACAUGCGCAUUGCUGAUGUGAAGUAUGAUGAAUUUGCUUUGAUUCACACCAUCAAGAUGAAGGACGGCUCCAGCACACUGCUCAACAAACUCUACGGCCGAACAACAGACCUAAGUCAGGACGUCCUGGAUAAAUUCACAGAAUUCUCUCUUGAGCAAGGGAUUCUGCCUGAAAACAUUGCCAUCCUUCCUAAAAAUGACGAGUGUCCUUGAUGUGCUGAUCUGAAGAUCUUCUGAUUGAUUAUGACUGUAGUGAAUCAUUUAAAGUGCCUCUCUAGUGUUUUACACUCUUACUAUCAGUCCUAUUACCCUCUGAAAGUUCUUCUUAUCAUUUCUGACCUCUUCUUCAUGGGUUUGGACCAAUAAACUCUUUUGUGAAUCUC